AUGGGCAUUUCGUUUAAGGCUCCGCACAUGGAUCUUGUUAACAGCAACACCAAUGCUGCUCGCCAUUGCGUUAUUGCCAAUAUCAUCCAUCAACUCAAUAAGUUCCUUCGGCUUGAUUCAGUACGAGUUGUAGUGUCUGUACAGAAAUUCUACUGGGAACAAUUAGAGCUUGUCGGCGCAGUCUAUCCAGGGUCAGAUUACAGUCAGUGGACUUUCGAAGUUAUCGAGCAUGGUCAAGGAACAAGAUCAAUUGAGAUUAGUCCUAGUCUCAACCGUAGUAAAAAGGCUCGCUUCUUCCAUGAGAUGUAA
Sclerotinia borealis F-4128 is the source of this 309-nucleotide messenger RNA. NCBI's taxonomy places the organism in Eukaryota, Fungi, Ascomycota, Leotiomycetes, Helotiales, Sclerotiniaceae. The record is from the annotation of a GenBank genome assembly.